This is a messenger RNA of Xiphias gladius (swordfish), 6272 nucleotides long. RefSeq names its product laminin, alpha 3 (gene lama3). The record is from RefSeq and is a predicted model, not a curated record. Bases 196 to 5256 code for a protein of 1686 amino acids. Gene Ontology annotation, molecular function: signaling receptor binding. NCBI's taxonomy places the organism in Eukaryota, Metazoa, Chordata, Actinopteri, Istiophoriformes, Xiphiidae. Gene Ontology annotation, biological process: regulation of cell adhesion; regulation of embryonic development; cell adhesion. The transcript has 37 exons.
AGUGAGCUUUGAACCUGCCUUAGUGAAAGCCUUUUUUCAUUUAUGCUUGUUGUUUCUCACAGUGCAGCUUUUCUCCAUGAGUUUAACAUAAAAAGUUUCAAGGGUCGCCUUGAGGGCUCAGGGUUUACCUGAAGAGGAGGAGGAAAAGGGCUUUUUUUUAGUGCUAGACUCACAUGAGUCACCGAAUAGCUUAGAAUGCACUGGAAAGGCUCUUGGCUUUUUGGUGUAGUAUGGUUGGUUUUGCUUUGCUUUGCUCUGGUUUGUCCCUCUGCUCCGAAACAUGACAGACACACUCGGAUCCAUGAGAAGACACACAACACGAAAAAGCUCUGUGAUCCUUCCUUCAUCAACCAAGCAGCGGCUGCUGUUACUCAGAAGUGCGGCUCUGGCUUCUACAGAGAAUGGACCCGACCAUACAGGGGUCAGUGUGUGCCAUGCAGCUGCAACGGGCUCUCCAAUGAGUGUGAUGAGCAUACAGGGAACUGUGUGAACUGUCAGUUCAACACUACCGGUGACCGCUGCGAACGGUGUAAAGAGGGUUAUUAUGGAAACCCAGCCAACAGGACCUGCCGUGCCUGUCCAUGUCCCUACACGUGGAACAAUUUUGCCUUGGCCUGUCUGGACAUCGGCUCUGGAGAGGUUGACUGCCUUUGUAAACGUGGUUACAGUGGCGCCAGAUGUGAGAGAUGUGCACAUGGUUACUACGGCAAUCCAGUGGUGCAUGGAGGCAGCUGCAAGCCCUGCAUCUGGGGGGAUGGCAUUUUGAACAAUUGUGGUUCUCUAACUGGAGAUAGUGACAGCUGCACUUAUGCUUUACUGGUCGACUUGGAGAAGAUGGACGAUGGUAUGGCUUGGCUGAAGCAGCAGCUGCAGAACAUCAGUCUUGGCCCUGGUUCACGCAGCAGGCUGAACAACCUGGAGGCUAACAUCUCUGAAACCAAGAUUCUGGUUGAGAGUUACAGCGCUGCUGUGAGACACUUGGACCCAAAGGUCGAACAGCUGGAAGCAGAUGUGAAUGUUGUCGGAGACAACUUGAGUCAACUGAGUGACGAGACACUUCAAACUGAAUCUGAUCUGGAGAAGGUUUUGCAGAAUGUGAAUGGAGGAAAGCUGAAGGCAGUUGAUCUUCUCUCUGAAGCUGAAUCUCUCCUCACAGCAAUACCAGAUUUGAUAACGCAGCUAUCUGAGAUGAAACCUGGAGGAUCCAUCCCUCUCUCUGAAAACAGCAAAGUCAGGAUGAUGGAGGCGGCUCAGCACAUCGUGCAGGAAAUGAGCGAGAGAGGCUGCUCUGCUCGGAGGCCCAACGCCGAGGGCAGCGAGCAGGAGGAGGCAAACGACUUGUUGAACUUAAUCAGGGACAACAUGACAGUUCCUUUGGAAACCAUCCAAGCUGUACCGAGUCAGACUGCAGACCCUCUGAUGGUCUCAGACUCUUCUCUGAGGGAACUGGCCGAGCUGCUGUCAGAAGCAGAGGACAGAGUUGACAGGACACAGGGCCUUAACCUAAAGAGUCAUGCUACACUACAACAUCUGCAGAUGGAGACAGAACAAAGCGCGCUCCUUCCUGUGACGGAAAUGACUAGCAAUCUGCUAAAAAAUACUACCGACAUCUCCUUAAUGCUCGAGGUGAUUAAACAAGAAUUUGAGAAUCAUGCAGCUCAACUAGAUGGCGGCAGACGGGAACUCUCUAAGAAGUCUAAUAACAUCUUCCAAACUAUGGCCAAGGUGGAUACUGUAACCAAGGCUGAGGAGCAUGCAGAGCAGCUUAGCAGAGUUGCAGCAGAAAUUCAACAAGUGGUUCACAAUACUACCAGUGGUACUGAGCUGCUCAGUAUGUUGGGUAUAGGAGAUUAUAACAGCAUCAUAAAUGCCAUAGAAAAGGCAGAGAUGGCAGCAAAUCAGUCCAGAGAGGCUGCUGAUGAAGCCUUAAAGGAGGGAAGUCUGGUCAACAGGGCUGAGGGACUCAGAGAUAAUUCAACUAAUUUACGAACAGAAGCCACCAACAGGCAGAGUGACCUUAAAAUGCUUUCACAUACAGUGAACACCCACAAAGACCGCGUGAAGAAGCAAAAGAAGAAGGGGGAAUCACUGAGAAUGGGCAUCUCAACCAUCAGAGAUGACCUCAAAACGAUCAGAAGAGGUGGCAGAAAAGUCCUGAUAGAGUCUGCGAAAACGGCUGCUUCUGCGUCUAACUCUACAGUCAGAAAUAUAACAGAGAGACUGAGGAAUAUCAGCCGGGAGGUGGAAAGAAUAACUCUGACUAAUGUCAGCGUGAAUUUGGACAAUAUGUUGAGCGAUGCAGAACAGGCAUUGAAGAACUUGAACAAAGCUCUCCCUGUGUUGACGGACAACCUCGCUCAAGUUGAGGCUCUCAGCAGGAAGGUGCCUCCUAGUGCCAACAUGACAGAAGGCAUCAGGAGAAUCAAGGAUGUGAUAGAGGAGACAAGAAACUUUGUUAACAGACUCUCCAUUGCCACCACUUUCAACGGAAAAGGUCACGUUGAGCUUCGUCCUCCAAGAAACCUUGAGGACAUAAAAACGUUUACAGCUGUCGAUCUGCUUCUCAAUCACCAUAAAAGCAAUCCCUCCCAGGCUAACCACAGACGAAGGCGACAGCAGGUCAAACACAGACAUGCCAAACUCUUCGUUUUCUACUUGGGCAACAAAGACGCUUCUGGUGACUACAUUGGGAUGGCUAUCAAAAACAAUGUGUUGAUUUGUGUCUACAAGUUGGGUGGAGUUGUCCAUGAGGUGGAAACCAGCCAAAUAACGACAACCACCGAUGUGAAUUCCUCCAACUUUGACAGGGUUAUAUUUCACAGAGUUUACCAAGAUGCCGAAAUUAACAUCACACGGAGCUUCACAUCACAGAAGCCCAUCAGCCUCUCUCCUAAUAAUAACCGUCCAAACACGAUGACUGGCGUCCUUGACCUGGAUCCAGACAGUGUUGUUGUCUACGUGGGCGGCUAUCCUGACAACUUUACGCCUCCAGUGGAGCUGCGUUACCCCAAAUACAGAGGAGCAAUGAAACUCUCCUACAUAAAUGACAAUCCUGUUUGCCUGUUCAACUACAAGCAUGCAGUCAAUAUGGAUGCAAAGCAGCCUCUUAUUAAGAUUUUCCAUUCAGAGGUAUGUGAUUACUAUGAUGGAACAGGUUACCGCAUGGCGUUCAUAAAGGUGCCGGACGAGAAAAAGAGAAGACUGUACAAAUUUGGCACGAAGAGCAGAGAGACAGACGCCUUGUUAUUCUACAUUGGAAAUCAAGAGUCUUUUUUCUGUGUGUUUGUGGAGAGAGGCUACCUGAUGCUUCAGGGACAACAAGCGGGUCGAGAGCUCAGAGCUCAAAGUGCUGAAAAAGUGUCUCUCUUUCAACAAACCUUUGCAAUCACUACUGCAGACCGAAUUACGGUGCACUAUGGACCACAGCAAAUCUCCAUAGAUCACAUUCAUACAGACUACAUGACUUAUUAUGUCGGAGGUCUACCGGCACAGCUCAGGCAGAGGCACAACAUCACAGCUCCACCGCUGAGAGGUUGCGUGGAUCAACUGAGAGUGGACGGCGAGAUCGUUGAGUACAACAGGACGAUGGGUGUCUCUCACGGAUGUCCAGUCUCACUACUGGGUGUUCGUGCAGCUACGUUGUACUCAGCUCUGCCCAUCGAUUCCCUGUUUGUCCCGGAUGAACUGCCGGUCAGAGUCUCCCUGGGCUUCAGGACCACUGUCAGACAUGGCGCUUUUCUCAGGAGCAGCUCUCAGGGCUCCACCUCUGCCCAUGGUCUUCAGCUGUCCCUGGCUGAUGGCUAUAUAGUAUUUAAUAGCAAUAAUUAUACCCUGAAGUCUGAUAAGAGAUACAGUGACGGAAGCUGGCACUACUUGUCUGCAGUGAGGAGGCCAACAGGGUUGGAGCUCAACAUUGAUAAUGUAAAUGUGAUUCAGGGACAUUCACACCAUAUCAGGCCAGUGGAUCAAAAUUCACAAGGAGAGAAAUUCAAAGGCUACAUCGCUAAUCUUUAUACCAGGAGGCCUGAGCAGAGCUUUAUACCUGCUGAUCUAAGCUCAUUUUCACAAACGGGAGACAUUUUUCCUGGCUUGGGCAGUCUCCAAAGCCCACCACACACCGAGCUUUUACCGGCACCCAUGCUGAAAAAGCGCCCGAAACACGAACCUAUUCAGGCUCCCGCAGGCACCCAGUGUAAACACCGGCAAGCACACCGUGGUGAAUACCAGCUCUAUGAUGAACACAGCUGGCUCAGUUACACCCUGCCACAACAGGACCUCAAUCACAGGCCUCACUUCUCUCUUGAUGUCAAGACAAAGUCAUCCAAAGGGCUGAUCCUCCAUGUGGCAGGGAGAGGAGUCGUACCCCUGCUGGCUCUGUACAUGGCCAAUGGCAAGAUCAAGAUGUCACUGGGGCAAAACAGAAUCAUCCAGCACCAGCGGAGGAGCAACGACGGGAACUGGCACAGGGUUCAGUUCAGUGUGGAGAACAGCACUUUUCAUCUGCUGGUUGAUGAAAUCCGUGUGACUGAUGGUCACUUACCUAACAAUGAGGGCUCAUCUUUAGACCUGCACAACCCCGUGUACCUGGGAGGUGAUCCGAAAAGCGGAACCAUAAAAGGACACAACAUUCCCAUGAAGAGUGUUACUGGCUGUAUACGGGAUUUCAAAAUGAACGAGGUAGCUGUUGGGGAACCUGAGGCAAGCCACAAAACUUUACCCUGCUCCAGUGGGCUCACAGAGAUUGGGACAUACUUUGGCGGUGGUCACAUCGUCUUAGAUAAUUAUUUCACUGUUGGUUCCCACUUUGUGUUGUCCUUUGAGCUGCGUCCUCAAUACCUGACGGGUCUUCUUUUCCAUGCGCGAAGUGCCAAGGCCAGCCUUAAUGUGUUCUUAAGGGAAAACAAGGUGGGUGUCGAAGUGAGCGAGGGUAACGGUGCUGUCAGUCUCUCCGUGACUCCUCGUGAAAGCCUCUGUGAUGGAAAGUUUCACGUGGUCACAGUGUCCGAACAACAUGAAGUUCUCAAACUAGUGGUGGACUCCAUGUCUGAGCAGAAAGCUGUCCCCUUCACAUCCAUGUCACACUCAAGACUUGUUUCAUUUUUCAUUGGAGGGACAAUAGAGUACAGCCAAGUCCCAGUGUCCACACCGUUUGUGGGCUGCUUGCGAAAUGUGAAAGUCAAUGGAAGGCCUGUUGCUUUUGAGACAGAGUCCAGGGUGGUUGAUUCUGUGAGCAUCAAUAGAUGCCCUGAAGACUAAUGAUAUGUAAUGAAACAUCUCUGACCCCUCAUACCCUUUGGCCUAAAAGUCAUACAGUACCAACAAGCUUCGCUGAAACCCACAGAACCUCAUUUGAAAUUCUAUUCAAAGUUUCCAAAGAUACAAAAAAAAUGUUGAAUUGACCAUUUGAUUGAUAAAGCUACAUGUGAGAGAACAAGUCAGCAUUGUCACCAACUGAUGUGGGGGUGUCCAUGAAGAAGGCACAGAAAUUGUAAAAAAAAAAGUAAAAGCACUGUUCUUGUCUUGCAGUGUAGAACUAGUUAGUUCUAGUGUUAUGAGUAUUAUAAGACAAUUUUAAUUUCAGAAUGAGAGGUUAGGUUUAUGCUUUAUUGUUUGUAUUCUCAAACAAUGUUUCACUUUUAAUAUUACAACAAAAAAAGGCAGAUAGGAUGAGGACAAACCGAUGUGUUUGGCGAAUGUAAGAGUAUCUCAGAUAUCAAGUUUGGUUGCUGUUGUUAGAGUGUAAAAAAAACAGAGCAGGACAGAGUCGCUAACGUUAGCCUAACCUCUGAUAUAGUAGCAUCCAAGACCAGCUCCCACACAGUGAGGAAAUACAACACAGUGGAUGUGCUGGUUGUGAAUCUUUUUUUUAAUUUUUCAUAAAAUAACCCACAAAAUAACAUAGUAUGAAAUGCCCUUGGUCUUGGACGUAAAUCUGGGCUACCACAGAAAACAGUAAGCUAGUUAGCCAUGCUAACAUUCGCAGCUUGCAUGAGGGAAGACAAACACAUUAUUAAAUGCCUCUAUAAACAUGUUUGAGCCUGAGGUUUUUAUUUGAGAAUUUCUAUUUUUGGUGUAUCCUUGUUUUUUUUUAAAGAGUAACUUAACACCUUGUUUUUGCUGACCUCCAGUGGUUUAACUUCUCACCUGGCAGCAAUGAUCCUGUUACUCUGUAAUUCAACUGUGGCUCUAUAAUAAAUCCACUUUAAAAUUAUGAGUCUCACAUUUACAUGUCGCCUAAUCUUGCGAGAUGUGUUUCUUUCCGCCAUGUUUUU